AUAGAACUAUAUAUAAAUCGUUCAAAUAUAAAUUUAUCGAAAUACGUUUCGUUUAACGAGAGACAACAUUUUCUUUAUCGAAAUAAGAGAAAACAAAUAAAGCGCGUGAGAUACUACAGCUGGUACGAGUGAGAGUGGCUAAAAAAAUCAAACCACAUUUUGCCAUCGAAGCAGACACGUUAACCAACUAACAAACAAUCCUGUAUAAAAAUCUCUCCUCUUCAGUCUUCAUCAUCUUCCACCAUCUCAAAGGACCCUUUUUUUACAAUUAUACCCUUCUCCUUCCCAGUUCUCUCAUUAUCCUCCUAACAUUUCUUCUCUAGAUCUGAGAAAUCACCAUGGGAGUCGCUGUUCUUCAUCCUCAUGAUUCUAUAAUCAAUCAUUUCUCCACAAACACGUCCCCUCCUCUCCGUCAUAAAAAACCGAUCACCAAUCGCCGUCGCCGGAGUCCGUCAAGUCACCAAUCCCAGAUCUCUCAUCCUCCUCCGUCUCCUCAUAACCACACCAAUCAUGUACGAAUUCUGAAGCGUGGCGAAGAUAUCAACGUUAAGAUACCGAUUGAAAAACCAGAUCUGAAAUCUAAUCGUCAGAUCGGAUCAGAUCCGAUGAAAAUUUCGACUCCGAUCAGAAUUUCAAAUCGGAAAUCCAUGCCGGCUUUGUUUUACGCUGGUCCAGUCACAUCAACAUCUCCGCCGCCGAGUGAAGUCCCUUUACCGGCUUUCUUCGCUAAUAAAACCGUCGCCGGAUUCAAACCGACCGAUGCAACCAACGAUCUGAUCAAAAUCCUGCGAUUAGAUAUCGCAUGAUUCAUUUCUUUCUCCGAUCAUCCAAAUCCGUCUUAAACCGGUCCGAUCUCGCAUUCUCUCCGAUCAUGGGGAUUGAAAAGAGUGUCUUCGUUAUGAAACGUUUUCGAAUUCUUCUCUUAUUUUUUCAAGGGGAAGAUCGAAGAAGUAAUCUUCUUAAACAAGUCUUAGUUUUGCUUGUAGCUAGGAUCAAUGUGUAGUAUAUGUGAAUAAGCUUUUCGCAGUUCUUUGUCUAUUUCUAGGUUCUUUUUGAAUAAAUCUAAAUGGCUUGUAAGUUGUAACGUAAGUGGUAUCGAUGCAAUUUGAUUAGUUGGGAACAAAGCACGGCUAAAUCGUAGACCAUUGGGAAAAUAAAAAUCUCAAAGCGUAGACAAGAACUAGAAAAAAAUAACAUUCAUUUAAUUCAUAUCAAACAACAUAUGAACGUUUAUAAUAACAUUAAUGUAUAUGGAGUUUAAACUUAUAAAUUUAAACCUAUAUGUACUUAGAAAUUGAAAAAUACACUUUGAGAAAAUAAAAUUGAUAACGUCG
Arabidopsis thaliana (thale cress) is the source of this 1334-nucleotide messenger RNA. RefSeq names its product serine/arginine repetitive matrix-like protein. NCBI's taxonomy places the organism in Eukaryota, Viridiplantae, Streptophyta, Magnoliopsida, Brassicales, Brassicaceae. The coding region runs from base 339 to 806 and encodes 155 amino acids. The transcript has a single exon. The record is from RefSeq and is marked reviewed.